Messenger RNA from Marmota monax (woodchuck), 2756 nucleotides. RefSeq names its product ankyrin repeat and SOCS box containing 2 (gene Asb2). Gene Ontology annotation, cellular component: nucleus. NCBI's taxonomy places the organism in Eukaryota, Metazoa, Chordata, Mammalia, Rodentia, Sciuridae. Gene Ontology annotation, biological process: intracellular signal transduction; positive regulation of transcription by RNA polymerase II. The coding region runs from base 551 to 2218 and encodes 555 amino acids. Gene Ontology annotation, molecular function: protein binding; transcription cis-regulatory region binding. The transcript has 8 exons. The record is from RefSeq and is a predicted model, not a curated record.
CCAGCAGCUGCCCCACUCGGGCAGGGACCUUGUCUGAGCUCACCGAGGAGCCGUCCAUGUCUGGCACUGAGGGCUCCAAGGUCCAUGACUGCAAGUAGAGAGACAGACACAUGAAACCCGUGCUGGGCGGCAGGUCCUGGGGGCUCGCUGCGCCCCCUCACCCAGGCCAUGAGACCAGCCGGCCCCCUCCCCAUCCCUUUUGAUUCAGCCGAGCCACAUACCCAACUGGGACUUUUCCUGAGGUCAAAGGGGGACUGCUCUGUCCUUGCCUAAGUGGACUCAUCAGGUGGCAGUGACAGUGUUGACGGGGACUCCAGGACUUAUCUGGUCAGUUUCCCACCGUCCUUGCUGGGUCUCUAUCUCAGCCAGUGCCCUCGGGCUAUUAAUAACGCAGAGGCUGAGAGUCAGGAGGAAGUGCAGCUCACACGGCAGGAAGCUCCGGGAGGGGGCAGAGCUGGUGCUGGAGACCCUCAGAGCCCAUCCGAAGCGGAAGGCACCUAGGCACAAGGCUGGCCUCCGGCCUCACCGGCUCCAUCUGGGGAAUGGGGCUAUGUAUGCAGAACCCGACCCAGAAGAGGAUCUGGGGGUCUCAGCCGUGGUGGUCCUCACUCAGGGAAUGAAUGAGGCCGUGGACCCCGUGCUGAAGGCCAUCAAGGAGGGUGACAAGGAGGGCCUGGAGGCCAUGAUCAAGGACGGGAAGAACCUGGCGGAGCCCAACGGGGAGGGCUGGCUUCCCCUGCACGAGGCCGCCUACUACGGCCAGCUGGGCUGCCUGCAGGUCCUGCAGCGAGCGUACCCGGGGGCCCUGGACCAGCGCACCCUGCAGGAGGAAACGGCCCUGUACCUGGCCACAUGCAGGUCACACUUGGACUGCGUCCUCUCGCUGCUCCAGGCCGGGGCCGAGCCUGACAUUUCCAACAAGUCCCGAGAGACUCCGCUCUACAAAGCCUGCGAGCGCAAGAACGCGGAGGCCGUGCGGAUCCUGGUGCAGCACAGGGCGGACACCAAUCACCGCUGCAACCGGGGCUGGACGGCGCUGCACGAGUCGGUGUCCCGCAACGACCUGGAGGUCAUGGAGAUCCUGGUGGGCGGGGGCGCCAAGGUGGAGGCCAAGAACGCCUACGGCAUCACCCCCUUGUUCGUGGCCGCGCAGAGUGGGCAGCUGGAGGCCCUGAGGUUCCUGGCCAAGCACGGCGCUGACAUCAACACGCAGGCCAGCGACAGCGCCUCGGCCCUGUACGAGGCCUGCAAGAACGAGCACGAGGACGUGGUGGCCUUCCUGCUGUCCCAGGGCGCCGACGCCAACAAGGCCAACAAGGACGGCUUGCUGCCCCUGCACAUUGCCUCCAGGAAGGGCAACUACAGAAUCGUGCAAAUGCUGUUGCCAGUGACAAGUCGCACGCGCGUGCGCCGGAGCGGCGUCAGUCCACUGCACCUGGCAGCAGAGCGCAACCACGACGCGGUGCUGGAGGCUUUGCUGGACGCGCGCUUCGACGUGAACACGCCGCUGGCGCCCGAGCGCGCGCGCCUCUACGAGGACCGCCGCACCUCCGCGCUCUACUUCGCGGUCGUCAACAAUAAUGUGUAUGCCACCGAGCUGCUGCUGCUGGCCGGCGCCGACCCCAACCGCGACAUCAUCAACCCACUGCUGGUGGCCAUCCGCCACGGCUGCCUGCGCACCAUGCAGCUGCUGCUGGACCACGGCGCCAACAUCGACGCCUACAUCACCACGCACCCCACCUCCUUCCCCGCCACCAUCAUGUUCGCCAUGAAGUGCCUGUCGCUGCUCAAGUUCCUCAUGGACCUCGGCUGCAACGGGGAGCCCUGCUUCUCCUGCCUGUACGGCAACGGCCCGCACCCGCCCACUCCGCAGCGCUCAGGCAGGUUCUACGAGGCGCCCGUGGACAAGGAGCCCAGCGUGGUCCAGUUCUGCGAGGUCCUAUCGGCACCAGAGGUGAGCCGCUGGGCGGGGCCCAUCAUCGAUGUCCUCCUGGACUACGUGGGCAACGUGCAGCUCUGCUCCCGGCUGAAGGAGCACAUUGACAGCUUCGAGGACUGGGCCAUCAUCAAGGAGAAGGCAGAACCUCCGAGACCCCUGGCUCACCUUUGCCGGCUGCAGGUUCGAAAGGCCAUUGGCAAGUAUCGCAUCAAACUCCUGGACACGCUGCCCCUCCCAGGGAGACUGAUCAGAUACCUGAAAUACGAGAACACCCAGUAAGGGCCUGGGAAGCCGAGUGGCCCCUCGCACAUGUUCUCCAAGUCUCAGGACGGUGGUGUCCCCACAUCCAGGAGCACCAGGGGCAGGACAAGGCUGCAGGCUGCCUCCCUCUUGGCUGGGACAGCCACCGUGUCUUGCCGGGUCUGUGCCCCAGCUUUGUCCAGAGCAGAGAGCACAGCACCCGGAGUCGGAGAAGAAUCAUCUGUUUUCAGACUGUGGAGUAGAGCCCAGACCUUCUCUGCCACUGGGAAUGAGGGGCGGGCUCCAUCCCGGAGCCUGGACAGAACUUGAGGGGGUCCGGGGAAGGUGGGGGCCAUAGCGACCCCUGGCCUCCACCUGAACUGUGCUGGAGGACUCCUAGGCACGGGCUCGCCUCUCUGGGAUGGGGUGACCUUGCUUCAGAGCAUUCCCCGUGCUCCCCCCACCACUUCGUGUAACCCCCCACUUGACCUCAACCUCUGAGCGGGGCCAGGACCAGGGAGGGGGUCCCUCGGUCUGGAGGGCUUCACUGAGCACAAUAAAUGCUGCACACAUGUCA